GUCCCACACUAGCUGUAUAGAUAAGCUUCUAAGCUCCAACUUCUUCGCUGCCCCUCAGUCCAGAGUGUGCGCAUUUUCACUCCCCAAAAUCUCACAGUUAAGCGAAAGAAUUCUUCAAAUGGCAGCUGCGUGUAUGAGCUUCAACUUAGUUGGAGCCUUCAAAGGGCUGUCCUUGUCUUCAAGCUCUUCGUCAUCUUUCCUCAGAGGCGACUGCGGAGGUUUCGGCGUAGGCCGCAAGGUGUCCGUCUCCCUUCCUCUCAAAUUGCCAUUGACGAUCGAGUCUGCGCACAAGAAAGGUGCGGGAAGUACGAAAAACGGUCGAGACUCGAGAGGGAAAAGACUCGGCGUCAAGAUCUACGGAGAUCAAGUUGCGAAGCCCGGUUCAAUUAUAGUCCGACAACGUGGAACAAAGUUCCAUCCCGGGAAGAAUGUAGGGCUGGGCAAGGACUAUACGAUAUAUUCCUUGAUUCAUGGACUAGUCAAAUUUGAGAAGUUCGGACCGGAUAGGAAAAAGAUAAGUGUUUACCCCAGAAUUGAACAGCCUGUGAACCCCAACAGUUACAGAGCGAGGAAGAUAGAGUAUUUCAGACAGCAGCGGGAGCGCAAAAAGGCCAGAAAGGAAGGUACUGUUGUUGCUCAGCCUCCACUGGUACUCGCGUCUGCUGCUGAAAUUACAAAUGCUAAUCCAAUUUGCUGAUUCUAAAAUCAGCUGUCACAUAUUUAAUGUCUCGUCGUUAACGCGCUAGCAGACAUGCAGACAGGUCUGUCCAGUGGUUCUAUUACUAGUUUUUAAUUAUUUUUCCUGUUCAUUAUUUGUGAGAGCUUUUUAUUGUAAGUAUUAAAAAUAUUCAUUCAAUGAAGGUGCAUGCGUGCGUGCGUACGCGCACACACACACACACAUACACUGAAAA
Malania oleifera is the source of this 911-nucleotide messenger RNA. RefSeq names its product large ribosomal subunit protein bL27c. Gene Ontology annotation, molecular function: structural constituent of ribosome. NCBI's taxonomy places the organism in Eukaryota, Viridiplantae, Streptophyta, Magnoliopsida, Santalales, Ximeniaceae. Gene Ontology annotation, biological process: translation. Gene Ontology annotation, cellular component: ribosome. The transcript has 3 exons. Bases 119 to 697 code for a protein of 192 amino acids. The record is from RefSeq and is a predicted model, not a curated record.